This is a messenger RNA of Branchiostoma belcheri (Belcher's lancelet), 2245 nucleotides long. Its product is annotated as slit homolog 2 protein-like. Gene Ontology annotation, cellular component: plasma membrane. The coding region runs from base 1 to 1422 and encodes 473 amino acids. The record is from RefSeq and is a predicted model, not a curated record. NCBI's taxonomy places the organism in Eukaryota, Metazoa, Chordata, Leptocardii, Amphioxiformes, Branchiostomatidae. The transcript has 10 exons. Gene Ontology annotation, molecular function: protein binding.
AUGACGAUGGUGUCUGUCAAAUUUUUACUGCUGGUCAUGAUAUUGGCGCAAUUGGCUCAGAUCCAUGCAUGUCCGUCCCACUGUACAUGUGAGCUAUCGGAAGUGUUCUGCAGCCGGCGCCAGCUGACGGACAUCCCGCCAGGCGUGCCGCCCAAGACCGAGCUGCUGGACCUGUCACAGAACCAGCUCAGGAGGUUACCCAGGAAGGUCUUCAAGGACCUGAAGUACUUACGACAGCUCCGUCUGGACGACAAUCACAUCGAGAAGAUCGAGGACGGGGCGUUUGACGGUCUGGAGAACCUGCAGAGGCUGUGGCUGCUGGACAACAGGAUCAGGUCCCUGUCUGCCGGGGCCUUCAUCGGCAUGCCUCAGCUCUGGUCGCUAAAGCUGGACAGUAACGACAUCACAGAGAUCACUCCUGGCGUGUUCAAACCGUUAGCGAACCUGCGGUGGCUCCACCUCCAUCAUAACCACCUCACACACGUGCCGGGAGAUGAGCUGCGUUCCCUGAGUCAGCUCGAAGCGGUAACCCUACACGGUAAUGACUGGGAGUGCAGCUGUGAACUGGCGGACUUGACGACUUUCCUGGGGGAACACACCAACAAGCUGAGGUUCGACAGCGGAGUGCCAACACCGCCGGCCAUCUGUGCCAGACCACAGCACCUGAUGGGAGACCAGAUCCACACCCUCAGUAAGGACGACUUGUGCGUCCCUAGGGAGGAAACUCCGGAUUCCGCGGGGGACAAAACAUGCCCAGCCCCGUGCAACUGCCGUGGAGCGGAAGUGGACUGUGACCAGAAGGGGCUGACGUCAGUUCCGGCCGGGAUCCCCUCAACAACCACAGAACUGAUCCUGUCCAACAACAACAUCCGGGACAUUCCGCCGGACGCCCUGGUGCAUCUGAAGAAGCUGCAGAUGCUGCUGCUGUCCAAUAACCAACUCCAGGCCGUCCCGAAGGACGCGCUGAGGAAGCUGCCGGACCUGGCCGUGCUGUAUCUGGACGGGAACAGCAUCACCAACAUAGCGGAAGGUACGUUUGACACCCUUGCCAGUCUGCGCGUCUUGUCUCUCGCCAACAACGAGAUAACAAAGAUCGAGAAGGAGAGUUUCUGGCGGCUGACUAACCUGCAGAACCUGUACCUGCACCAGAACAGCCUGGCCGACCUCAACCCGCGAUCACUCAACCUGAAGAAGCUGCCGGCCCUGAAGCAGGUGUCUCUGUACGGGAACAAGUGGGACUGCUCCUGUCCGCUCAGGGACUUCAUCGCGUACGUACAGCGGAACAAACAGGUCCUCUACUCUGGAGACAAGGAGGCUACGUCAUCAGUAGACACACGGGUGACGUGUACCGGGCCGGAGAAGUACAGGGGCACUGACCUAACGGUCUUUGACCUUCCCGCCUUAGAGGCGGAGUGCAAGUAGUCAAAGUGAUAUGUACAUCUCCAAUGUACUUUUUUACAUGCAUAUUUACUCUUUUUACUAUCAUUCAUGGUGUACCAAUAGUAACUACUGGUUUAAUAAGAGUAGAUGCUUUUUUUUUCUUUAACCGGCUAAGGCCUAACGUUAAUACGUCUUUUAACAGUUUAAAGGCCCUGGUGAUCAUUGAAUCAUUCCAAUAUGACUUGAACGGUAGUAAGUGAAGGGGAAAGCAUAUUAGCAGUACAUAAAAAUUUGUUCGGGGGUGUUAUGUAGCAAGAAAAAUGAGUAUGUUAAGUCUUUGGAAUUAAUUAUCCUUUAGAAUAUAUAGCAAAAUAGAAAUAUAUAACGAAAUAAAAAUAGCAACGUACGAAUAGAAAUAGAAACGUAUUCCCGGAUGGGUAUUUCGUAUUGCUUAAAGUCAGAACGGAAUGCUACGUUUAGCAUUUGAGAAAAAAAAACUGAAUGUCAAGGAAAUUCGGUUGUCAUCACUUCGCAGAACAUUCCGUUUGUCAGCGCUGCUACAGGACCAUAUGUGAUUAAAGCUGGGGUGAAUAUGGAUCGGGCCGGGCGCUGUAUUUCAUCACCCAUAAUUGUGUUAUUACCACUUUUCCCUUCCUCCAAGCGGUUUGACCCAUUUCAAUCCGGCGAGUCGGCCUCAGGCCCUGUUGAAAAUACGGCUAUAGUCUCACGGGAGAGCCAUAAAACCCACCGAGUACAGAACAAAUAUGGCUCUAUCAGUGUACAAUGGCUCACGGUGAUAUAGCGUUGUGUAAUCUUCAACCAUCUAGAAAAUGUCCUCCCAUCACCUCACUAUAUGUGGAAACGU